GAUAUUAGCUAGCACUCGCUAACGGUAUUCUCUGCUAAAGGGAAGACGGUAACUCAAGAAUAAUAACACCUGGAUUGCUUAAAGGACUGUACCUCAAUAAAUUAUAUAAUUGACCGAGGAAGGGUAAUUAAGCUGAAAAACGUUACAACCGACGUUUAAUAUUUUUUUUGGUUGGGUGUCUGCUGUCUCAUGAUGGAGGAUAACGGUGCACAUUUCUUCGAGGGAACGGAGAAGCUGCUGGAGGUGUGGUUCUCCCGGCAGGAUGAGACCAAAGGAACCGGGGACCUCCGCACCAUCCCAAGGUUUGAGUGGGACAAACUUCUGGAGAAUGUGCAUUGUUUGAUCAUAAGUGUGACAAAGACUGACAAGCAGGAAGCUUAUAUACUCAGUGAGAGUAGCAUGUUUGUCUCCAAGAGACGUUUCAUUUUGAAGACAUGCGGAACCACCCUCUUACUGCAAGCACUGGUGCCUCUGCUGGAACUCGCCAGGGAGUACUGUGGAUUUGAUGCCAUCGAGAAUUUCUUCUACUCCCGCAAGAACUUCAUGAAGCCAACCCAUCAAGAGUUCCCUCAUCGAAACUUCCAGGAGGAAGUGGACUUUCUCAGCCAGAUUUUCCCAAAUGGUGCAGCCUACUGUAUGGGACGUUUGAACUCUGACUGCUGGUACCUGUUUACCCUGGACUUACCAGAGUUUUGGGAGAACAAGCACGCAGAUCAGACGCUGGAAGUUCUGAUGAGUGACCUCGAUCCAGCCAUUAUGGACCAGUUCUAUAUGAAAGAUGGUGUUUCUGCAAGUGAUGUCACUCGUAUGAGUGGAAUUCGUGACCUGAUACCAGGUUCUGUGAUCGACGCCACAAUGUUCAACCCUUGUGGAUACUCAAUGAAUGGAAUGAAGACUGACGGAACUUACUGGACUAUCCACAUCACCCCAGAGCCAGAGUUCUCCUACGUCAGCUUCGAAACCAACCUCUCCCAGACGUCGUACGACGAUCUGGUCCGGAAGGUGGUGGAUGUGUUCAAGCCAGGAAAAUUUGUGACUACGCUGUUUGUCAAUCAGAGCUCCAAAUGUCGCAGUGUCUUUUCUUCUGCCCAGAAACUCGAGGGCUACAAGCGCCUCGACCGCCAGUUGGCUCAAUUCAACGAUUACAAUUUUGUCUUCACAAGCUACGCCAAGAACCGCCAGCAGAACCAGCAGAGCUGAGGGUUGAGGAUGAAGAAGAGGCGUAAAAAGAAAGGCGGCUGCUCGGGGCUCCCCGUCUGCGGCCGUCUUCUUCACCCCCCAGUAGAGAGCUCGACGUCCUCCUCCCCGCCCCCUCUCUCCUGGCUCUGCGAGGUCGCGAGCCCUAGUUUAACCUCCAGUUUGAGUUGUUUGCAUUGUUGUUCCUGUGACUUAGAUCUCUUGCAUGAAAGCUCUUUUCUCUGUCUCGAUAUCCUAGCUCACUCUUGCUGUGAUCUUGAAGUGCAUGUAGAGGAAUUAAACACGCUCCCUUUGCUGCGGCGGCUGCCCGCCCGCGCCCGGUACAACGGCCCCUUCCUGCAGGUCUCCCCCCUCAUCCCGCACAGACAAGGCUUCCGCCCACACUAGGCCAGGGCCCUGACAUGCUCAGAUCAGUCUGCCUCUUUUGUGAGCGUCCCAUCCCUCACACCUGUUACAAACUCAACUCACAAAUUUACUCUAGCGUGACAGUUACAAUCUUUUUUCUUUCUUUUUUUUCAAUAAUAGAGGAGUGCACUUUAAAAAAACGCACAAACCUGUUUACUCAUGGUACGAAAAUGAAGUUGAUUUCAUCAGAUAACUGAAUGUAUAUGUCGUGGUAAGCUUUUUUUGGCCCCAUUCUAAUCGUCGUUACAUCGUCGGGACUCGUUCCUGAGGAAAAAAACAAACGCCAUACUUGCUGUUUUUAAUGUUGCACUGUCAGGUAAAAGGUUUGAAGCUGAUUGGUCAACGUGGAGUUGAAAGACUUCCUGCUUUGCUGGGCUUUAAAGCUGCCUCCCAACACUUGCGCUUUCCACCUCGACAAUCACACACAGCCCCUUUUCUUCAAAUAGACGGCCUUUUUAAAGUUGUAUGUACGUGCGUGUGAAUAAUUUAAGACGUCAAACAUGCGCACUUGGCUACACCCAGGCUCCUUUUUUCUUUUUCUUUCUUUUUUACAGCAUGCUGUAUCUAUAGGAAGCUUCUGGGAUACGCUCAUAUUCAGCACUCAAAUUUUUUUUUUCCCCACACUGGACAUGAAUUGCUUAAAUGGAAAAAUGUUCAAACUGAAUGUAGCACAGGCAGCCUAAAGCGCUGUGUCGCCCCCUCCCCCUCCCCUCUCGUCUUUCGAAUGUACACGUCUCUAGAGAAAAGCCUGGACCAGGUUUUGAGCUGAAUGUACGACUCCAGGAGAGCACACACACCCUCCUCUCUUCCCUCUCUCACACACACACACGUACAGUUGACAAUGCCCUCUGCCGACCGGCUCAUUGUCCAGCUCCCCAGCAGGUCUACCCCCCCACACCCCCCCUCCCUCCACUUUCUGCCAGAGUCAGACCGUCAGCUGGCCCCAGAACCGUGACAUGACAAGAGGUGGCCCUCCUGGCCGCGCCUGCGCCCCCGCUCUCUCUGAAUGGAGAGGGGGGGUAGGUGUGUGGGGUGGGGGGGUGAAUAAUGAAUCAGACACUUUUUUCUGCUUAGUGCAGCGCUUGCCCAGCAAAGCAUUUUUCUUUUUCCCACAUAAUAUCCAUCCUCUCUGUCUCUUUCCGCCCCCAUACAGAAAUCAUGUAAGCACACAAUAGAGGCCCACCAGUCUGAGCAUGCCAGGGUGAUCCCGGAUCAUUCCACAUCUAACCGCUGCAUAAAACUGCCAUUUUAUUAAAUUUAUUGUGCCCAGACGUUUUUUGCAGUGAAUUGGUCGAAAAUGUGACUCCCUUAGCAGUUUCUUUUCUUUUCUUUUUUUUCUUUGUGUUCAGAUCAAUGCCCUUUUGUUUGUCGAGGGGGGGAGAAAAAAAAAAAUCCUGUGACACUAUGGUGCAUGUGACUACUAGUGCCGUGUUGCUUGACAGUGUAAUGUAGCGCCGUCUCUCUUCCUCCCUCUUUUUUUUUUUUUUUUUUUUCCCGUCAGUAGGUCUGUGUGCUUCACCUUCCUCUUGUUAUACCAGUUGAAGUGUAGUUUAAACUGCCACAUCCAGAUGUUUUGGAUAGGUGGGAUUUUUUUAAGUGGUUGGUUAACUUGUUGUUCUUUUUAAGUGCUAAAAGCAGGUAAAGUUUCUCAUUUAUGACUCAGUGAGAGCUUUGUCAGGCGUCCACGUUUCACGUUUCACCAUGCUUCUUCUGCCAGAGAAUGCAGUUUGAAUUUUCGAAGCGGAGAAGACCCUGCUUUCAGCUACAUGUUUUUUCUUUUUUUUUUUUUUUUUUUUUAAAGAUAUAAAUGAUGUUUGCAGCAUCACCUGUAACGGCGUGCUCAUCGCCUUUUUUUUUUUUUCUUUUUUUUUUUUGGUGCUCCGGCUGCUAGUUGGACCAGUGGAUAAAUUUGAACAGUUCCUGUGAGAACUAGCUGUGCAGUUGACAUUUUAGAAUAGUUUCCCUUUAAGUUUGUCUAUUAAUGGCUUUUUGGAGUGGUUUCAUUAUUUUUCUGAGGACCAAUCUCUGCUCUUAUGUGAACUGCUGCCAGAUGAUUCAGGUGGUGUGCAGCGACUGUUACAGGUCCUUUUUUUUUUCUUUUUUUCUUUUUUUUUUGUGAAGUCACACAUUUAGGGAAUUUAAACCAGCACUGUUUUCAAAAAUACUGUAAGCAGUUAAAUGCUAACUGUUCUUUAGCCUCGUUGGUGUGGAUCAUUGCUAUUUUGUUUUAUUUUUAUACAGUGAACUCAAUGCAUUUUUGCAGUUGAAUGGUUAUAGAAUUUUUUACAAAAAGAUAUUUUGUAUUUUUCUGCGGACCAAUCUUCCUUUUUUCUCUCUCUUCCCCUUUUGUCCAAAUGUUUUUUUUUUUGCUGUAAAACUCGUGUUCAAAGCAGUUUGUUGUGAAGGUAAGGGAUGACGUUCUCAAAGCUGACUGAACCAUGUAGCUCUAUAUAUUUUUUUUUUCCCACUUUCCUUUUCUUUGUGAGUCUUUCACUCAAAAAGGCUUCAGAGGAAAGGAAAGUAAGAAAAAGCCUCCCCUGGAUGAGAGAGGAUACAGUUGCAGGAUGUAUCAGGAUGUACUGAAGGAGAAACUUUGCUGUUCUAAUUCUUUCUUUUGCUGUUCCUUGGUGAUGGUCAAGAUGUGCUAAAUAUAUCUGUGCUACGAGCUUGAUGCUUCAAUAAAGAUAAAAACUUAUCUG
This is a messenger RNA of Scomber japonicus (chub mackerel), 4301 nucleotides long. RefSeq names its product adenosylmethionine decarboxylase 1 (gene amd1). Lineage: Eukaryota; Metazoa; Chordata; Actinopteri; Scombriformes; Scombridae. Gene Ontology annotation, biological process: spermidine biosynthetic process; spermine biosynthetic process. Bases 190 to 1200 code for a protein of 336 amino acids. The transcript has 9 exons. Gene Ontology annotation, molecular function: adenosylmethionine decarboxylase activity. The record is from RefSeq and is a predicted model, not a curated record. Gene Ontology annotation, cellular component: cytosol.